AUGAAAGUAUAUUCAAAUAAUAAAAAAGUUAAUCUUAUAAAUAAUGAAAAAUAUAAUAAUUAUGUAUUCACAAAGUAUGGUUAUGUAAAUAAAAAUAAAGAAAGAAAUUUAGGUAAAAUAAAUAAAGUAUGUCUAGAAAAUUACGAAUCAAAAGAAAAUAUUUAUAAGUCUAAAAAUGAUCAAAUACGCAAAGUUAUCUUAAAAAAUUUAGAUAAUAACUACAUAAAUGAUAGUAACCAAUUGAAUAAAUCUAAUUUAAAAAAGGAAUAUAGUAUAAAUACUACAAAAAUAUCAAAUAUUAAAAAAACGAGUAGGGAAUCUUCCAUAAUUGAUUAUACGUUAAAAAAUAAUAAAGUUAAAAAAAAAAAUGAAGUUAUUAAUUCUACUAUCUUUGUAAAAAAUUUGAUAGAUGAAAAUAAAAAUAUUAAGAAAUUAAGUGAAAAGAGUAUUAUACAAGAUUCAUGUGUAUAUGCAAAAGAGAGUCAUAAACUCCAUAAUUUUAAUUUUACAGAUUACUAUUUAAAAAAAAAUGAUAAAAAAGAAAUAAUUCUUAAUAAAUUUUCAAAUAAAAUUAAUGACAAAAAAGAAAAAAAUAUGCAAAUAAUUAGUUUUAAAAAAGACAAUGUUUCUCAAAAAAAAAUAUUCCUAAAUAUAAGCCCUAACAUGACUUGUAAAUUAAAGGAAAAGGAUAAUCAAAAAAUUUGCAUUAAUAAUAAAAAAAACACAAAUUUUUCUCAUAAGAAUUUUAAUGUAAAAAAUAUAUCACUAUCUUUUAAUAAAAAUGUUCUAGAUAUUAAAAAAGAAACAUUUAAGGAAAAAAACAGUGAUAAAUCUUUUUUAAGUCAACUAAAUAAUCGCUUUCUUCGUAUUAAGAAAAAUGAAGAAAUUUUUUAUAAUAAUAAUAAUGAUAAAAAAAAAUUACAUCUCAGCAACAGCAUAAAAGAUAACUAUUUUAAAAUCAAUCAGAAUAAUAAUUAUAACAUUUCUUAUUUAAAUUUAUAUGAUACCAAAAGAUUUUCACCUAAAAGUAGUACUAUCUAUAAACAAAUUAUAAAUCACAAGAUAAAAAUAAGAACAUUAGAAGAAUAUAUAAAUAAAAAUAAGAAUGCCAAUAAGAUUUUUUAUUUAAAUAAAAAAAAAUUAAAAAAAACUAAGGAAAUUUUUUCAAAUAAGGUAAACAUACUUAACCUUAAAAAAGACUCAAAAAAUAUUUAUAAUGCCACUAAGAAAGAUUCUAACAAUAAAAAAAGAAACAUUAAUUUUACAGAAAAAAUAAAUGAUGAAAUAACUAAUAAAGAUUCAAAUUUAAAUUUUAUAAAAAAGCAAAAUGAUGAAAAUACAAAGCAUAGUAACUUAAAAGGAGAAUUGAAUAACAGAAAGUCAAAUAAGCACACUAAGGCAGUUCCUAUAGAAAAAAUGAAAAGUUCUAAUAAUUCUUUUUAUAUAAAUACUAUUCAUAAAAGUACAUGGAUUUCAGAUACAAGUAGAAAUGAUAAUUUUAUAAUGAAUAAAGAACAAGAAGAUAAAAAAAAAUAUAUUUCAAAAGAUACAAAAAAAAUAGAAAGAACAAGAAAAUUAUUUGAAGAUAAAAAUAUUUUAAAUGAGAAAAAAUUGUCAAAAGAAAAUAUUUAUUGUUUUAUACAGAAUAAUAUUUUAAGCGAUGAAGAUUUUAUCAUAAGAAAAAAGGAAGAUGAAAUUGAAAAACAGAAGCAAAUACAAGAAAAAAAAAAACAAAGUAUUAAAAAAGAUAAAAAUGCAAAAAUUAAAAAAAAAAGUUAUGUAAAGCAUUUUGAAAGAUAUGGAACAGCAUAUAAAAAAAAAUACAAAAAUAAAAAGAAAAAAUCAAGACAUGAACAGGAUAAAGAAAUGAAAAAAAAAGAAAAAAAAAAGAAGAAAUAA
Molecule: messenger RNA, 1899 nt
Organism: Plasmodium relictum
Lineage: Eukaryota; Apicomplexa; Aconoidasida; Haemosporida; Plasmodiidae
Exons: 4
Coding region: 1-1899 (632 amino acids)
Source: RefSeq, a predicted model, not a curated record